This is a messenger RNA of Drosophila navojoa, 3436 nucleotides long. RefSeq lists its product as uncharacterized. Lineage: Eukaryota; Metazoa; Arthropoda; Insecta; Diptera; Drosophilidae. The record is from RefSeq and is a predicted model, not a curated record.
UGUUGCGAGCUUAUGAGCAAAGAUCAGUUAAUAAAAUGUUGAUUGAAUGCAUUUCGCGUUGCAUUCCAUAAACAACUAGAAUCAGAGAAACGGAACUAAAGUUGAGAAAAAGAGGAAAAAACUUAAAAAGCUUAUUGAGCCAAGGGAAAAAACCCACCGAAUAUAUAAGCAAAAUAAUCCCCAGAGAGAGAGAGAGAGAGAGAGGAAGAGUGAAAGAUUCAAGUGACUUUUGCUUGAGACAGCAAAUGAACUUCAAUCCGGAGAGUUUUGUAGCGACAGCAGCUGCAACCGUCCAGAACUCUCAUCAUCCUUGCCAUCAGCCAGAGCAGCAGCAGCAGCAGCAGCAGCAACAACAGCAGCAGCAGCAACAGCAGCAACAUCAACAGCAACAGCAACAGAAUGGCUGCCGAGACGGCAGCAACAGUUCACGUGGCGCUGGCGAUGAGCGUCCAAAUGGACGCAAUUCGCACACGGGCAAUGGUCGUGGCUCCAGCUGCUCGCCGGCCAGCAGUCCGACGCGUCAUGGCAGCGCGGUGAGUCCGGUGAGCUCCUUGAAUCACUCGAUGAUGGCACAAAUGGCACAACAGCAGCAACAGCAGCAGCAACAGCAACAACAGCAACAUCACCAGCUCAGUCCGCCGCCGCAUGUUGCCGGCGCAUUGAGCACGGGCUUGGCACCUCGCAUGCCGCACGGCUUGCCGCCGCAUUCACUGGGCCUGCUCAAUUCACUGCAGAUGAUGCACCAUGCGUCGCCGCUGGAGCUGAUGGCCGCUGCUCAUCACCAUGUGCCACCGCGUUCAUAUAACUCACCGCCGCCCAUUUCCACCUCAGAUCCGAGUGCCAACGAGUGCAAGCUGGUGGAGUAUCGGGGCCAGAAGGUCGCUGCGUUCAUAAUUAGCAACGAGACAAUGUUAUGCCUGCCGCAGGCCUUUGAGCUAUUCCUCAAGCAUCUAGUGGGUGGCCUCCACACGGUCUAUACGAAACUGAAGCGCUUGGACAUUGUGCCGCUCGUUUGCAAUGUGGAGCAGGUGCGAAUAUUGCGUGGCCUGGGCGCCAUACAGCCGGGCGUCAAUCGCUGCAAGCUGCUCAGCUGUAAGGACUUUGAUGUGCUCUAUAGAGACUGCACCACGGCCAGAUGCCUAUCGAUCAAGCCGCCAGAGAGUUCCAGACCGGGUAGACCACCGAAACGUGGCCCAGUUGGCCUCUCGCUGCCGCCCACGCACCUAACACAGCAUCCCCAGCUGAAGAAGCAUAGACUGGACAAUGGCGACUAUGCCUACGAGAAUGGCCAUAUUAGUGAUAUAAAUCGUAUGGAAAAGUCGCCGCUGUUGGCCAACGGCUACAAUCCUCCACCCAUAAACCACAUGGCCUUUAUGCAAAUUAAUGCCCAUCAUCCUGGCGCUGCGGCACUCAUGUCACCCGGCAUGCCGCCGCACGGGCUCCACGCUCGUCCCGAGAGCCAAAUGUUGAAGGCGGCGGCACAAAAUGCUGGCAUGUCGGCAGCCAAUAUGGAUGCAUUGGCUCGAUCGGGCAUAUGGGAGAAUUGUCGUGCCGCCUACGAAGAUAUAGUGAAGCACUUAGAGCGGCUGCGCGAAGAGCGCACGGAUGAAAGGCAACAGGCCAUAUGCGCCGGUGGAAUCGAUCGCUGCGGCAGUGUUGUGAAUGAACGGGAAUUGAAGCCGAGAGAUCUGAGUUCGCGCAAUUGCUCCCCCACGCGCCAAAGUCCAGUUCUCAAUCUGAGCAAGUCCGGCGGCAAUACGGACCACGGCGGCAGCAACUGCGACGCUGGCAGCGAGCGCAGCGAUUGCCUCUCGGCAGCGGCAUCGCCGCGUGGGUCGCGCAGCCUCGACGAAGGCAGUCGCAGCGUUGGCGGCGGCCCCAUAAUUGGCGUCGAGGACGACGAGGAGGAAGAGAAUCUCAGUGAUGAGAACCAAUCCGAAGUCGAUGAACGUUGCUUGGGCAAAGACGAUGAAGACUUGAGUGACACGGAGCGUGAUAAUCUAUCCACGGGUUCGGCGGCCGCUACUGCCGCCGCUGCCGCAGCUGCUGCUCACUUGCAUCAGCAUGCUGCAGCCGCUUCGCACCAUCAUCAGGCCCAUCCGGCACACCAUCUGAGCGUGGUGGGCUCGCCGACCGCCGAUGUGGCUGCGGCCGCUGCACUGCAGCAUCAGCGCGCCCUCAACUACUCGCAGCUAGCGGCGGCCGCUGCCGUGGCCAAUGGAGCAGCCGCUGGAGCGAAUGCGGCAGCAGCCGCCGCUGCAGCAGUAGCAGCUAACGGACCCUCAACUGCCGGCGGUCGAGCAUUGACGCCUAACGAGGCCUUGUUGUCAUCGAAUGAUGGAACUGCGGCAGCCGCUGCCCUCGCUGGCGGAUUGGCGCUGGGUCCGCUCGGCCUCGAUUCCCAUGCCGUUGUGCCCGCCAGCUCUACGGAAACAUUGCUGCGGAAUAUCCAAAGCCUGCUCAAAGUGGCAGCAGACAACGCCAGGCAGCAGGAGCGCCAGCUCAGCUAUGAGAAAGCCGAACUCAAGAUGGAUGUUUUACGCGAACGCGAGGUCAAAGAUUCCCUCGAAAGACAACUUGUCGAUGAGCGCAAAUUGCGUGUGCUCUAUCAGAAGCGUUUUCGACGUGAGCGCAAGAUUCGCAUUCGAUAUCAACAGCAGCUGGGCGAUGAUAGCAGUAAAGGCAACGCAGGGGCGAGCGCCAGCAACGUCAGCUGCAGCGAGGCAGAGCUCGGCGCUGGCAGCGGCACGGCUGAUGGCAAGUGCAGCAAUGCUGGCAGCGAUGGGGCUGAGGCGCCAAAAGAUACUGACUGCGGCAGUCGCGGCGGCAGUGAUAAGUCUGACAAGUCCUUGAGCUCCUCGUGUGAUGUGACCAGCCAAACGGUGCAAGCGUCCUCCGCCUCGCACUCGGAUCCACCCACACACUUUAAACGCGAGCCGCACUCCGACCACGAGGGCUCCAUGGAGCGCCAACAGUGCAACAGCGCCACGCGCGACAACGAGCCGCGCUGCUCCAGUCGUGACCGCGAGGACCAACCACCGCCCAUUGCUGCCUCAGUGACUGCUGCCGCUGCUGCUGUCGCUGCCGAGGGCAGUCUGGCAGCAGCCGCCGCUGUUGCCGCCGCUACAGCUGCCACUGGCAACGGCAAGGCCACUUGGAGCUAUCCAGGCAUCGAUCUGAUGGCCACCGGCGCCUUCUGGCAAAACUAUUCGGAAUCCCUUGCACAGGAGCUGGAAAUGGAGCGCAAGACACGCGCUGCGAACGCUGAGCGCGAUGUCAAGAGUCCAUUGUCGGAGAGACCAACGGCAUAUUACAAGAACUCGGUGCUCUUUGGGAGCGCUAACUAAGCUCCAUUGCGAUCGCAUUGUUGCCAAGCUGCAACACGGAUAUUUGAUCUCAAAGUGCAAUCCAGGUGACAGCAUGUGACCGGACCAAA